AUGGCUGCCAACGAAAUACAGCACUGGGGCGCGACGCUUUUUGAUUUCUACUACGUCCGACGUAUGCCCGAUUUUGGCGGGUUGCAGACGACGUCGACUGGGAGCAAGCUCGCGACGUGGAUGAAAGCGAACGGAGAGGACUACGCAAAGGACGAGUUGGAGCUUGCGGAGGAGGAGGAAGAUCCGCAGGAGAUCUUCCCCUGUGAUAUCGUGAAGCUUGUUGAGACUACUGAAAACAGGGAACGGACGGGGAUCUCGGAGAUGUUAAGAGGGUCUGAUCGGGGGGGAAAAGGAAAAGAGAAGGAGUUUUUUCGUCACGAGCCGUUCGAUGCGACGUUUACAUCUUUACCGAUUCUUCAACAACGCCUUCCAUUGCACCUUCUGCCAACGACUCUUCACGUUCAUGACCCCUUCCGUUUGCUUCAAGUUCAACGUGGUAGUAACGGGGAACACUCUCAGGCUGCCCAAUCAUGGUCCUCACAACCCGACAUUGUUCACACCUAUAGGCACACCGUCUCUUCAGCUGGCAAAGAGAAUAUGGAAAAGGAAAAGAAGAAACUUAUCUCAGACCGGGAAUUUGAGGAAGUUCUUCAGAAGGGUGCUAAACCCGAAGGACAUUCUUCAAAAUUGCCACCGUAUGGAUUUUAUAUCCAGGGCGACGCUGACCCCACCCCUGGUCCAACCGAACCCUGGGUAUAUGUCAUGCAUGAGCCUCCUCCUCUUCUUAGUACUCCUGCAGAAGCCCACUUGUACUUCUCGCCUUCCCACAUGGCAGGCAAAGGGAACCACUCUUUCGCUUAUCACGCGGAGUGGGACAUCCCUCGCGACAUCCUCGUCCCAGACGUCCUCUGCGAACAAUGCGUCAUUGAUGAAGCCCAGAAAAUUAUUGCUGCUGAGGACGCGGAAGGGACAGACUCAAAAUGGACCACUAAACGCGGGGAAGUUGUGCUCAAAGAAUACGUCCGGCCUGAAUUUGUGACGACUAUGCACGAAGAACCUGACAUUUACGUUUUAAGAGAGCGCAUAGAACUCAACAAGUUAGUCUACGAAGGUCCCGUCCGCAUCGUCCGCACCACGGUCGGGUAUCAGAACCCUGCACGGGGUGGGUACUGCGUCCACCUCUCGGAACAUGCUAGGUUUAAACAUCCACUUCGUGCCACCGUUCGUGUCACGGCGAAACUGUCCAUGCAGGGUGACGCUCACCUAAGUAGGGAGGCGCGCAAUUACCAGGCGUUCCCUGACCAUUUUUUCCAGCAUUGGAAUGGGUAUAACGUUGUCCCGCCGUUGCAUGAGCCGGUACCUGUGGGUGCACUUGUGCCUCAGUAUUAUGGACAUUACGUCCCAGUUGAGGAUAUCCCAGUGAGAAAGGAGAAGAGGGAAACCGGUGUUGAUGAAGUUGUUCAGUCUGACGCGGGUGAUGUCGAUGACGACGCCUCCAUGGAGAGCGAACCCGUAACAGACGAAAGUGAAGGUGAAAGUGAAGAUGAGGAAAAUUCCGUUUAUCGUAGCCCGAUCAUUCUCAUGGAAAAUUGUGGAAGUCCUAUCAACAUCAACGCGCUCAAUAUCGACGAUAAACACGAAUGUGCAUCUCUAUUUUAUCGGUUCCAUCACGCAGGAUGGGUGCACAACUCCGUCGCACCGCGCAACGUUCUCUUCCAGCCUGGUCCUUUAACCGAAUUCCCCGUGUUUCGCACGAUCAACCAGAUGGCGUCUAAUCCUCGAGGCCGGGUGUUCAGCUUCAGGCUCAUUGAUUUUGGGAGGAGCGAGCUUUUUAAGAAUCCCAUGGUGCGCGCGAGUGAGGAGGCCAUUGUUGGGACUACUAUUGGUGUUUUAGGACUUGGGGGGUACUAUCAUCCGUAA
Molecule: messenger RNA, 1860 nt
Organism: Laccaria bicolor S238N-H82
Lineage: Eukaryota; Fungi; Basidiomycota; Agaricomycetes; Agaricales; Hydnangiaceae
Exons: 3
Coding region: 1-1860 (619 amino acids)
Source: RefSeq, a predicted model, not a curated record